Aspergillus eucalypticola CBS 122712 is the source of this 1692-nucleotide messenger RNA. Its product is annotated as ubiquinol--cytochrome-c reductase subunit 2. Gene Ontology annotation, molecular function: metal ion binding. Lineage: Eukaryota; Fungi; Ascomycota; Eurotiomycetes; Eurotiales; Aspergillaceae. The record is from RefSeq and is a predicted model, not a curated record. The transcript is spliced from 4 exons. The coding region runs from base 128 to 1507 and encodes 459 amino acids. Gene Ontology annotation, cellular component: mitochondrion.
GUUUCUGAUCCGCCCAACGACCGCCAGCAGCCUUCCCCUGCUCCCACUCCUCUCAACCCUCCCAAUUGCUGUCGAGCUUCUCGGCUAACCACUCUUCUCGCCCUCCUCUAUCCCUCUCACACAUGCGAUGAUGCUGUCGCGGUCUACUUUCAGCCGGAAUGCGCCCCGUGCGCUCCAGAAGCAGUGCUCUGCUGCUGGCGCCAGCAGCCGUCGGGGCAUGGCCUCUGCUGCCACUCCUGGUCUCCAGUACGACGUCUCUGAGUCUGCUGGUGUGAAGGUCGCCAACCGGGAAGUUGCUGGCCCUACCAGCACCCUUGCUCUGGUUGCAAAGGCUGGUCCCCGUUACCAGCCCGUCCCUGGCUUCUCCGAUGCCCUCGAACAGUUCGCUUUCAAGUCUACGCUGAAGCGCUCGGCACUGCGGAUCAAUCGGGAAGUCGAACUGCUGGGCGGUGAAGUUUCCUCUACACACUCUCGCGAGAACGUCGUCCUCAAGGCCAAGUUCCUCUCUGGCGAUCUCCCCUACUUCGCUGAACUUCUCGCCGAGGUUGCUUCUCAGACCAAGUUUGCAGCCCACGAGUUGAGCGAGGUUGUCCUCAAGACUCUCAAGUACAGACAACAGGCCCUUGCCGCCAACCCCGAGGCUCUCGCUGUCGAUGCCGCUCACGCCGUCGCCUUCCACCGUGGCCUGGGUGAGAGCAUCACCCCCUCGACCACCGUUCCUUUCGAGAAGUACCUCUCCGCUGAGGCUCUGGCUGAGUACGCCCAGCAGGCCUUUGCCAAGUCCAACAUUGCUCUUGUUGGCAGCGGUGCCAGCUCCGCCGAUGUCUCCAAGUGGGUUGGUGACUUCUUCAAGGCCGUCCCCAGCGGUGCCCAGCUCCAGAGCGCUGCUUCCAAGUACUACGGUGGUGAGCAGCGUGUCUCCACCAAGGCCGGCAACGCCCUUGUGAUUGCCUUCCCUGGCUCCGGUGCCUUCGGAACCGCUGCCUACAAGCCCGAGGCCUCCGUCCUCGCUGCCCUCCUGGGUGGUGAGUCCUCCAUCAAGUGGACCCCCGGUUUCUCCCUCCUCGCCCAGGCCACCCAGGGCUUCUCCCAGGUCCGUGCCUCGACCCAGAACCUGACCUACUCGGAUGCUGGUCUCUUCACCAUUGCUCUCUCCGGUAAGGCCGACCAGAUCACUUCUGUUGGUAAGAACGCCGUCGACCUUCUCAAGAAGGUUGCCGCCGGUGAGGUUGCCGCCGAGGAGAUCAAGAAGGCCGUUGCCCUCGCCAAGUUCCGCGCUCUCGAGUCCGCCCAGACCCUUGAGACUGGUCUCGAGGCUACCGGUUCCGCUCUCAUCAACGGCAGCAAGCCUUACCAGAUUGGUGAGGUUGCUCAGAGCAUUGAUGCCGUCACUGAGGCUCAGGUCCAGGAUGUUGCCAAGUCCUUCCUGUCUGGCAAGGCCUCCGUCGCCACUGUUGGAGACCUCUUCCAGCUCCCCUACGGCGAGGACCUUGGUCUGACUGUUUAAACAUGUAUACAAUACAUAUUAGACUGGCUUUGGAAAAAACCGAACACCCCCUCUAUUUUUUAUCAUGUGUCUAGAUCGACCUUUCCGCAGAUAUUCUCUUUGUGAUGUGGCUGUAGUUGUGUGUCUGUAAUACAAUUGUACCUUAACCCAUCUUUGUUCAAUACCUCUCUCGCUGCGAUGUAGGC